AUGCUGAGUGUAGGAUUCCAGAGGGGAGUCUCUGUGGAGAUGUCCAACAGCUGGCUGGAGCUUGGCUUAGCCAUCCUGGACAGGAGGCCGGAGUUGUGCCAGAUCCUGCCCAAGGGGGUCGUGGCUGUCCUGGGACCAUCCUCCAGCCCCGCCUCCAGCUCAAUCAUCAGCAACAUCUGUGGGGAGAAGGAGGUCCCCCAUUUCAAAGUGGCCCCAGAAGAGUUUGUUAAGUUCCAGUUCCAGAGAUUCACAACCCUCAACCUCCACCCCAGCAACACGGACAUCAGCGUGGCUGUCGCCGGGAUCCUGAACUUCUUCAACUGCACCACCGCCUGCCUCAUCUGUGCCAAAGCAGAAUGCCUUUUAAACCUGGAGAAGCUGCUCCGGCAAUUCCUUAUCUCCAAGGAUACCCUCUCAGUCCGGAUGCUGGAUGACACCCGGGACCCCACCCCACUCCUCAAGGAGAUCCGGGACGACAAGACAGCCACCAUCAUCAUCCACGCCAACGCCUCCAUGUCCCACACCAUCCUCCUCAAGGCAGCUGAACUAGGGAUGGUGUCAGCCUAUUACACAUACAUCUUCACUAAUCUGGAGUUCUCCCUCCAGAGAAUGGACAGCCUUGUGGAUGAUCGUGUCAACAUCCUGGGAUUUUCCAUUUUCAACCAGUCCCAUGCUUUCUUCCAAGAGUUUUCCCAGAGCCUCAACCAGUCAUGGCAGGAGAACUGUGACCAUGUGCCCUUCACUGGGCCUGCGCUCUCCUCCGCUCUCCUCUUUGACGCCGUCUACGCUGUGGUGACUGCUGUGCAGGAGUUGAACCGGAGCCAGGAGAUCGGCGUGAAGCCCCUGUCCUGCGGUUCGGCGCAGAUCUGGCAGCACGGCACCAGCCUCAUGAACUACCUGCGAAUGGUAGAAUUGGAAGGUCUCACCGGCCACAUUGAAUUCAACAGCAAAGGCCAGCGGGCCAACUAUGCCUUGAAAAUCUUGCAGUUCACGAAGAAGGGUUUCCGGCAGAUCGGCCAGUGGCAUGUGGCGGAGGGCCUCAGCAUGGACAGCCGCCUCUACGCCUCCAACAUCUCAGACAGUCUCUUCAACACCACCCUGGUCGUCACCACCAUCCUGGAAAACCCGUAUUUAAUGCUGAAGGGGAACCACCAGGAGAUGGAAGGCAACGACCGCUACGAGGGCUUCUGUGUGGACAUGCUCCAGGAGCUGGCAGAGAUCCUCCGAUUCAACUACAAGAUCCGCCUGGUCGGGGAUGGCGUGUACGGCGUUCCCGAGGCCAACGGCACCUGGACGGGCAUGGUCGGAGAGCUGAUCGCUAGGAAGGCAGACCUGGCCGUGGCCGGCCUCACCAUCACAGCUGAGCGGGAGAAGGUGAUUGAUUUCUCGAAGCCAUUCAUGACUCUGGGAAUUAGCAUUCUUUACCGCGUUCAUAUGGGACGCAAGCCCGGCUAUUUCUCCUUCCUGGACCCCUUUUCUCCAGGCGUCUGGCUCUUCAUGCUUCUAGCCUAUCUGGCUGUCAGCUGUGUCCUCUUCCUAGUGGCUAGGUUGACCCCCUAUGAGUGGUACAGCCCGCACCCAUGUGCCCAGGGCCGGUGCAAGCUUCUGGUGAACCAGUACUCCCUCGGCAACAGCCUCUGGUUUCCAGUUGGGGGCUUUAUGCAGCAGGGCUCCACCAUCGCCCCCCGAGCCUUGUCUACGCGCUGUGUCAGUGGCGUCUGGUGGGCAUUCACACUCAUCAUCAUCUCCUCCUACACGGCCAACCUGGCGGCUUUCCUGACCGUGCAGCGCAUGGACGUGCCCAUCGAGUCCGUAGACGACCUGGCUGACCAGACUGCCAUUGAGUACGGCACCAUCCACGGAGGCUCCAGCAUGACUUUCUUCCAAAAUUCCCGCUACCAGACCUACCAGCGCAUGUGGAAUUACAUGUAUUCCAAGCAGCCGAGUGUGUUUGUGAAGAGCACAGAGGAGGGGAUCGCCAGGGUGUUGAACUCCAACUAUGCCUUCCUCCUGGAGUCCACCAUGAAUGAGUACUAUCGGCAGCGAAACUGCAACCUCACUCAGAUUGGGGGCCUGCUGGACACCAAGGGCUAUGGGAUUGGCAUGCCAGUCGGCUCGGUUUUCCGGGACGAGUUUGACCUGGCCAUUCUCCAGCUGCAGGAGAACAACCGCCUGGAGAUCCUGAAGCGCAAAUGGUGGGAAGGGGGGAAGUGCCCCAAAGAGGAAGAUCACAGAGCCAAAGGCCUGGGAAUGGAGAAUAUCGGCGGAAUCUUUGUGGUUCUUAUUUGUGGCUUAAUCGUGGCUAUUUUCAUGGCUAUGUUGGAGUUCUUGUGGACUCUCCGACACUCAGAAGCAACUGAGGUGUCUGUCUGCCAAGAGAUGGUGAGUGAGCUGCGCAGUAUCAUCCUGUGUCAGGACAGUACCCACCCCCGCCGACGGCGCUCGGGGGUGCCGCAGCCCCGACCCCCCAUCACCGAGGAGCGCAGGCCCAGGGGCACAGCCACGCUCAGCAACGGCAAGCUGUGCGGGGCCGGGGAGCCGGACCCCAUCGCCCAGAGACUGGCCCAGGAGGCGGCCCUGGUGGCCCGCGGCUGCACACACAUCCGAGUCUGCCCGGAGUGCCGGCGGUUCCAGGGCCUGCGCGCGCGCCCCUCGCCUUCGCGCAGCGAGGAGAGCCUGGACUGGGAGAAGACCACCAAUAGCAGCGAGCCGGAGUAGCCCCUCCCGCGGCAGUCUGGAGGCAGAAGAGGCCGGGCAGGCACCCGCUGUCCACCUGGAGCCCGGCCUUGUACAGUGUCAUGACUUCUCUCGGGAUUUGGGAUACGGUAACUUUGCAAAAGAAUCAAAGGGCCGAUGCCCCGGCCUGAGACAGAGCCCAGGUCCAGAAGGGGGUCCACCAGAGACGUUGCAAGCACGUGGCCACCGGGACACUUGCUCCCAGGGCACAGGGAGCCCCACUUCUCUCGCUGGGCCUUUUCCCUCCCACCAAAAUAACAUCGGGUCUGGGGUAGGGUCGCUGCCCGACUAGCCCUGUCCAAUCAUGGGUGGGAGCUUCAGUGGAGUGUCCCCCGAGGAUGGGGCCAUUGUACCCCAACUCUAGUUCUUACAGGAAAAAAAAAAUUAAACUCAACAGGGAAGGUUGGCUUUUUUUCUU
Messenger RNA from Echinops telfairi (small Madagascar hedgehog), 3154 nucleotides. Its product is annotated as glutamate receptor ionotropic, kainate 4. The transcript has 18 exons. The record is from RefSeq and is a predicted model, not a curated record. Gene Ontology annotation, molecular function: transmitter-gated monoatomic ion channel activity involved in regulation of postsynaptic membrane potential; kainate selective glutamate receptor activity. Bases 1 to 2718 code for a protein of 905 amino acids. Lineage: Eukaryota; Metazoa; Chordata; Mammalia; Afrosoricida; Tenrecidae. Gene Ontology annotation, cellular component: kainate selective glutamate receptor complex; postsynaptic membrane; presynaptic membrane. Gene Ontology annotation, biological process: synaptic transmission, glutamatergic; modulation of chemical synaptic transmission; monoatomic ion transport.